UCUUCCAUCUUUUCCUCACACUACAAUCACUAAACCGAAUCAAAUCGAAAAGAAAAAAAUUGUAAAAUCAAAUUCUUAUUAUUAUUUAUUUUCAUUUUCCUGCGUUUUCUGGGAUUCUAUUAUUUUCCCGGAAAAUUGUGAUUGUGAAGCGAGGGUUAAGAAAAGGAGAAUCAUCAGAAUGGCGUUGAGCAUGACUCACCAGAUCGGAAGCCUCGCCGGGACGCCGGUGACGUCUGAAUCUGGCUCCGGAGAGACAACAGCGUCGGUGAGCGCGGCGGCGGUUUGGAAAUCUCCGGCGAUGAAUCUCCGGUGCCAGGUGACUAGGUCAGAGGGCGCGACUGCGGAUGGAUUGUCACCGCCGGUGAGUCCGUGCAGGUCGCCGGCGCUGCGGGCGGAUCUAUCCGCGGCGUGCCAGGCGUUUGAGACGGCGGUGGUGGAGAAGGAGCAUGGAACGGGAGCGAAGGGGGAAGGGAAAGGGACUGGAGUUCCGGUUUAUGUGAUGAUGCCGUUGGAUAGCGUGACGAUGGGGAAUACGGUGAAUCGGAGGAAGGCGGUGAACGCGGCGAUGGCGGCGUUGAGGAGUGCUGGUGUGGAAGGGAUUAUGAUGGAUGUGUGGUGGGGAUUGGUGGAGAGAGAGGCGCCUGGGGAGUAUAACUGGGGCGGUUAUGCGGAGCUUCUGGAAAUGGCGAAGAAGCAUGGGUUGAAGGUGCAGGCGGUUAUGUCGUUUCAUCAAUGUGGGGGUAACGUCGGUGAUUCUUGCACUAUUCCCUUGCCGAAAUGGGCUGUGGAGGAGAUUGAGAAAGAUCCUGAUCUUGCAUAUACUGAUCAAUGGGGAAGAAGAAACUAUGAAUAUAUAUCUCUUGGGUGUGAUACUUUACCAGUACUCAAGGGCCGUACACCAGUUCAGUGUUAUGCUGAUUUCAUGAGAGCUUUCAGAGACAAUUUCAAGCACCUUCUUGGUGACACUGUUGUGGAAAUCCAAGUUGGGAUGGGACCAGCUGGUGAGCUGCGUUACCCCUCAUACCCAGAGCAAAAUGGGACAUGGAGAUUCCCAGGAAUUGGUGCUUUCCAAUGCUAUGACAAGUAUAUGUUGAGUAGCUUAAAAGCUGCUGCUGAAGCUGAGGGUAAGCAAGAAUGGGGAAGCACUGGCCCUACUGAUGCUGGCGAAUAUAACAACUGGCCAGAAGACACUGCAUUUUUCCGCAGAGAAGGUGGAGGCUGGGAUAGUCAUUAUGGUGAAUUUUUUCUCACCUGGUAUUCUCAGAUGCUGUUAGAUCAUGGUGAAAGAAUUCUCACAUCAGCCAAAUCAAUCUUUGACAGCACUGGAGUUAAGAUCUCAGUGAAGGUUGCUGGUAUUCACUGGCACUAUGGUACAAGGUCUCAUGCUCCAGAGCUUACAGCAGGAUACUACAACACCCGCUUCCGCGAUGGCUACCUCCCCAUUGCUCAAAUGCUUGCACGCCAUGGUGCCGUGUUUAAUUUCACGUGUAUUGAGAUGCGUGAUCACGAGCAGCCACAAGACGCUCUCUGUGCACCGGAGAAGCUCGUGAACCAAGUGGCUUUAGCUACGCAGAAGGCACAGGUCCCACUUGCUGGGGAAAACGCUUUGCAAAGGUAUGAUGAACAUGCACAUGAGCAGAUACUCAAGUCAGCACAGUUGAAUGAUGACACAGAGAUGUGUGCCUUUACAUACCUGAGGAUGAACCCGCAGUUGUUCCAACCUGAUAACUGGAGGAAGUUUGUUUCGUUUGUGAAGAAGAUGAAAGAAGGGAAAGGUACCCACAAGUGUUGGGAGCAGGUAGAGAGGGAAGCUGAGCAUUUUGUGCAUGUUACACGGCCUCUUGUGCAAGAGGCUGCCUUGAUGCACUGAGAAUUGUUGGAUUUCCACUUAUUACACAUCAAUAGAGCUUAGAAAAGUAGCCACGAGUAGGCUGUUAAAAGUUUUAGGGAACUAGCAGCCAUGGUUUUCUGGCUAUGCAGAUGUGUAAUUUUGUAUUAUAUUGUAGUACUUCACAACAUCUUGUUAUUUGCUUCUAAAACUUGUAUCUGUUACCCUUGAUAUUUGUAUAGAUUAUGUUCGGAUA
This is a messenger RNA of Lotus japonicus, 2084 nucleotides long. RefSeq names its product beta-amylase 1, chloroplastic. The record is from RefSeq and is a predicted model, not a curated record. NCBI's taxonomy places the organism in Eukaryota, Viridiplantae, Streptophyta, Magnoliopsida, Fabales, Fabaceae. Bases 179 to 1870 code for a protein of 563 amino acids. The transcript has 4 exons. Gene Ontology annotation, molecular function: beta-amylase activity. Gene Ontology annotation, biological process: polysaccharide catabolic process.